This is a messenger RNA of Kwoniella botswanensis, 366 nucleotides long. RefSeq lists its product as uncharacterized. The coding region runs from base 1 to 366 and encodes 121 amino acids. Lineage: Eukaryota; Fungi; Basidiomycota; Tremellomycetes; Tremellales; Cryptococcaceae. The transcript is spliced from 4 exons. The record is from RefSeq and is a predicted model, not a curated record.
AUGUCCUCUCAAUCCGCACCAGUCAAUUUAGUAUCGGUCAACACUGCACCUGACAGAGCCAAAAAAGUCAUUGGCGCUGUGAUCGAGAAUGUGAAGGACCGAUAUAACAUCGUUCACGCCGGGAACACCACCACUAUUGAAGGCGUCAAACCUCUUCUAGAAUCCGUGCAACCACCUCCAGGUAUUCUGUUCUGCGCUUCCAUGUGGACUCCCGAACAACAGGAAGAAAUACAGAGAAUCGCAAGGGAAACGAUCCCUGGGAUCAAGACACACGGAAUUCCCACAGGAUUACAAGUGCAAGUCGGACCCGACGGUAUUGUCAAAUAUUUGAUGGAGAGGAUAGAUGAUAUCAUGACUAAAGAGUAG